AUGGGAAGUAUUCUCAAGCGUAGCGAGAACGUGUAUUCAGCCGGCGAGUACGAAGUGCACGAAGAGCUCGCGCUAGCGCGCUCCGUGAAGGUCGAGCGCCUCCGCCACUCUCCGCGCGCGAGCCAGCCGUGUCCCGUGACGUCACACCGCGAGCCGAGCCCCGCCAGCAGUGUGCAUGAUUUGACGUCACACCGCAAGCCGAGCCCCGCCAGCAGUGUGCAGGACGACGUGACGUCACACCGCAAGCCCAGCCCCGCCAGCAGUGUGCAGGACGUGACGUCACACCGCGAGCCGAGCCCCGCCAGCAGUGUGCAGGACGUGCCCGUUCACACACCCGCCGAGCAACAAGCUCAAACACACGAUACUCGCCCUACACACACCACACACAACUCUAGUUUAAUCACACAUCAACAACACCAUUGCGACAUGUGUAGUCAGCAAUUUACGUCUAAACUUACUUUAAUCCGACAUAUCAGAACACAUACGCACCCGGAACAUACAUGCGGAGUUUGUAAUGAAGCAUUUCGAAAUAGCGCAUUACUGAAUAAGCAUUUAAGAUUGCACUCAGCAGAGAGACCGUACGUGUGUGGAGACUGCAAUAAGCGUUUUACAACAAAAACCAAUUUGUAUAUACAUAGAAGAACCCACACUGGAGAGAAACCAUAUAUAUGUAAAGAAUGUAACAAGCAAUUCGGACGAAAACAGAUUUUAGUUAGACAUAGAAGAACUCACAGUGGAGUGAAACCAUAUAAAUGUAUAGAAUGCAACAAGAAAUAUGCAGAUAAGGAAACAUUAGAUAAACAUAUAAGAAACAAUCACACUGGAAGUGAAACGACACAAUACAAAAUACAAUAUAAAUGUAAAAAAUGUAAUGAGCAAUUUACAUGUCGAGAGAAUUUAAAAAUGCACCGGAGAGUUCAUGUUGAAGAGAGAUGUGUCUGUGACCAAUGUAAUAAGCAAUUUACAAAGAAGAAAAAUUUAAUUAGACAUAUAAAAGUUCAUGCUCCAGAAAAACCAGAAAAACGAUACGUGUGUGAAGCAUGUACCAAGAAGUUUAUCCGUAAAGGUCAUUUAGAAAGACAUUAUAUAGUGACCCAUACUGGACGGAAAGCAUUUAGAUGUAAGGUGUGCAACAAGCAAUUUGCACUUAAACACCAAUUAGAUCAACAUGAAAGACUCCAUACUGAUGUCAAACCAUACAAAUGUAAAAAAUGUGACAGAGCAUUCAAACUAAAACAGUAUUUAGCUCACCAUGAACGAAUCCAUAGUGACGUGAAACCAUACAAGUGUAAUGAAUGUGAUAAGGCAUAUACACAAAAACGUAGUUUAAGUGAUCAUGUUAAAAUUAAACAUGGCAAUAUAAAAGACAACAAAAAGGUAACUUCGUUGCUUAUGAAAGACACGCCGAUGGACGACAAACCAGAUAUAAUUAAUGUAACCAGCAAUUGAGUCAAAAAUAUAUAAAAACACAUACCUAAGAAGUCCCAUCGGAGGAAAGCCACACCGCUGUGAAGGAUGUAAAAACCGAGAGAGAUGCUGCUUUUUAACAGAGUAUUUUAUUCGGAUUCAGGUGACAGAAUUUCAUUAAUUAACUUCAACACAGAAACAUAACUCAUACAACAUCAUGUAAAAUGUAUCGAAAUCAAUUUGGCCAAUUGAGAGAAGCGAUUUAUCUUAAACUUAAUGCAAUUUAAGGGUAUUUUAUUUGUUAUGCUUGCUAAUGUAAAGUGUGGUGUUCUGCGCAUUUAGACUGUAUAUUUAGUAUACCGACAAGCGUUGGACCAUAUUAGUAUUACUGAGUAAGUGACUAGGGGAUAUUACUGCAAAGUUCUACCGCGAGAGUGCAGCACUACCAACUCUAGUAAAUUCAUAGACUAACUUAUACAUACUGUGGCUUAAACUGUUUUUUGACAAGUUUUCACAGACACUAAAAUAUGACAUUGAUGCAUCAAGGCGGUUUGUUAACAAGGGCUUACCGGUAAACGCGAAAAUCGAGAUUUAGUUAUCCGCCUCUUUAUCGCUCGAAUAUGCAAGAGUGAUAGAGAGACAGAAACCGAACUUUCGAUUGUCGUGUUUCACGGUAGGCCAUGAAAUUGACGUAGUGACGCAUGAUGCGUCAUUGAUGUUUGUUUACUGUAUGUGCUAGUUGUGCCACCUACGCAGAGCUUUGCAUAACAUUCCCUAUUCAAGC
Messenger RNA from Cydia fagiglandana, 2191 nucleotides. Its product is annotated as zinc finger protein 501-like. The transcript has 3 exons. Lineage: Eukaryota; Metazoa; Arthropoda; Insecta; Lepidoptera; Tortricidae. The record is from RefSeq and is a predicted model, not a curated record. Bases 1 to 1449 code for a protein of 482 amino acids.